This is a messenger RNA of Dacryopinax primogenitus, 5371 nucleotides long. RefSeq lists its product as uncharacterized. Gene Ontology annotation, cellular component: fungal-type vacuole; membrane. The record is from RefSeq and is a predicted model, not a curated record. Lineage: Eukaryota; Fungi; Basidiomycota; Dacrymycetes; Dacrymycetales; Dacrymycetaceae. Gene Ontology annotation, molecular function: ABC-type peptide transporter activity; ATP binding; ATP hydrolysis activity. Bases 15 to 4901 code for a protein of 1628 amino acids. The transcript is spliced from 48 exons. Gene Ontology annotation, biological process: transmembrane transport.
GGACGGUCAUUGUCAUGAGCUUACUGGACCCCUUCCUGCGCGGUGUACUCGCAUGUGUCCUUCCGUGCUCUGUGGUCUUGCUUUCUCUGCUCCUCUACGUGCCAUGGCCAAGAGUUGUAGUGAAAGCUGCGCGAUUCCUAGCAUCACCCUUUGAUCCUUUCAUCACGCUCCCAGAAGCGAAGGCUAUCCUGAGAGGCGAGCCUGUGGUUGCUGACGAUGCCAAUGCACGCGCUUCCCGUCCGCCUGUCUGGAAGACUAUGCUUCUAUCUCUUCCCGCUCUGGGAGAAACACUGGUACUGAUCGCGAUCGGAACAUAUAAUAUCGUUUUAUGGCAUCAACAGCAGGAAGAGUCACCGGUCUGGCGUAUCGUAUUUCCAUUCGUGAAGGUGCUACCAUGGCUCUACGCAACCCUCAUUCCCGUCGUCCGCCCUCAAGCCACCGCACCCACCGAUCUAUUCAUUCUGCAUCUGACUUUUAUCCUCACGGCUACGUUCAAUCUCGGAGCACAACUAUUCAACCUCAGCGCAUAUGGCAUCCCUCUUCCGGUCUGGUGGAUCUUCUCGCUUCAAGUGGCUGAUCUGAUCGCACCGAUCCUGGCUCUGGGAGCCGUUCUGUCUAUGCCGAUCGCGUUGGCUGCGAACGACGAAGAACAGAAGGAGAUUGGAAAAACGAUCUCUCCCGAGGACUACACCUCCCUGUAUGGAUGGAUUACGUUCGCCUGGGUAGGGCCGUUGGUGUGGAAAGGAAGGAAUAAAACUCUGAAGGAAGAAGACGUAUGGGAUCUGAGCCCAACAGUAAAGUCCCAAGCCCUGUUCGAGAAAUAUCGUACAAUCCGGAAGAGCUCGACCCUUCGAAGUCUAGCUGUGGCCAACUCCUUCGACCUCAUUGUGGAUGCUAUUUUGUCCUACAUAUCCUCGGCAUGCUCAUACGCCGGUCCGUUCUUCCUCAAGCGCAUUCUGGACGCAAUCGCGGACCCGACGCCCGAGUCACGCAGCAUGGCAUUCCUCUUCGCCGCGCUAGCUUUCCUAGCUGGUCUUACGAAAACCGAGGUCGACCUUCAACAUCUAUGGAACGAUAGGCGAAUGUCAACUAGGUUGAAGGCAGAGCUCAUGGCGGAUAUCUAUGAGAAAUCCCUCCGACGAAAGGAUUUUUCUGGGGUGGCAAACAAGGAAGACCCGAAGCAGAAGGAGAAAGACCCCAGCGUCAAGACCCAGGCUGAUGUGGGUAAGAUUGUCCAGCUCAUGAGUGGAGAUGUUGAGAAGAUAUCGAUUAUGGCUGUGUUCCUUUAUAACAUCUACACUGCUCCAUUUGAGAUCGCCAUCGCCCUGGUUUUCCUCUAUCAAUUGCUCGGUUGGUCAGCAUUCGCCGGAGUAGCCGUCCUCGUCAUUGCGGCACCCCUGAAUACGAUCAUGUCGAGGCGUAUGAUCAAACUUGCUACCGGCGUAUCCGCUGCUCGUGACAAGCGAAUGGGUGUAUUGACGGAGCUGAUCCAAGCAAUCAAGUUCAUCAAGUUUUUCGCUUGGGAAAACCAGUGGAUCGACAGAGCCAUGAAAGCGCGUCAGGAAGAACUGAACUGGCUCGUCAAGAACUUCAUCAAUUCCCUCUUGUUCCGUGCUCUGUUUGCCAACGUACCUGCUCUGGUGUCUAUUUGCAGUUUCUGGGUAUUCGUAGCUCAAGGGCACGAGUUGACUGUAUCUACUGCCUUCACCGCUAUCGCUCUGUUCGACAUGUUGCGUCAGCCUCUGAAUCUUCUUCCGUACUUCGUCGUGCGAUUCCUGGAAACUAGUGUAUCGUUUGUUCGCAUAGACGCCUUCUUAGCUGAGCCAGAUGUGUCGGAUGACGUUUCCUCCUUCAAACGGCCGCCUCCAGAGUCAACUAUCCCAAUUGAUGCCCGAUUGGGAGCCGAGGAGGCAACUUUCAAAUGGAACGAGAAUGAAGAGGCCAAGAAGAAGGAUGCACCGGGUGCCGAGGAACAAGUGAACGGAGCGGCCGAAGCUGUUUUCGAAUUGUCGGACAUCAAUAUCGUCUUCCCGAUUGGCAAACUAUCGGUUGUAACCGGGCCAACUGCCUCCGGAAAGACAGCUCUUCUCAUGGCUCUCCUUGGAGAAAUGACAAUGACGCGAGGAAAGCUACUUCUUCCAAAAGACCCUACACAGGUCGACGAGCACGGGCUGCGGAAUUCCCUGAGCUAUGCCGCUCAAACACCAUGGUUGGAACAGCAGAGCAUCAAAGAUAACAUCUUGUUUGGCAGUCCGCUUGACGCUGAGCGGUAUGAUGCCGUCAUCAAUGCAUGCGCUUUGAAGCCAGACUUUGCAAUGUUAGAAGAUGGCGAUCAAACCGAGAUUGGCGCUAGGGGUGUGGCACUCUCCGGGGGGCAGAAGGCUCGCGUUGCCCUUGCGCGAGCGGCUUACGCCCGAACUAAGACUGUCCUACUUGAUGAUCCAUUGGCAGCUCUGGACAGCCAUAGCGCCAGAUACGUCUUUGAGCAUCUUCUGCAAGGCCCACUCAUGGAAAAUCGCACUGUCGUUCUCGUUACCCAUCAUGUCGAUUUGGUUCUUCCUGCUGCUCACUAUCUCGUUCGGAUGCUUGAUGGGCGCAUUGAUACCCAGGGCCAGACAAAGGAACUGCGAGAGAAGGGAAUUUUGAGUCAAAUUGUGGUAGAGGAAGCCGCCCAGGCCAAAGAGGAGGACAAGAAGGUUGAAGCUGCAGAACAUAAAGAUCCCGAAUCAGAAGCUGUGGAAGGCAGCAAAGCGCCUAACGGAACCGCGCAAGCGCCUACACAGACAAAGAAAGCGAGGCGUCUUGUAGAGGAGGAAGCAAAAGCCGAAGGAAGUGUCGAGUGGCGGAUAUACAGAAGCUAUCUACUUGCAUCUUCUAUUGCAAUUUGGGGACUGAACCUUGUAUUCAUUAUACUUUUCCAAGGGCUGUCUAUUUCUGAGAAGUAUUGGAUCAAACUCUGGGGCCAGCAUUAUAGCAUCGAUAGCGCUGCUCGGCACGUUGUUGCUUCAACCUCUGCCUGGGUCCCGAAUACCGUGGAAGGAUAUAUACCCAGCAUCCAGGCCAUCCAGCAUGUUCUCUCCCCAAUCCAAGGUGUCAGCGGUGAUGUUAAUACAACCGGCUUUUCACCUUCGGCAUCGCCUCUAACGAUGUUCAAUCUUCCAAGCGCGCGCGAUCAUCCUUUCUUCUAUAUAGGGAUCUAUGCGGCAAUUGGCAUGGGAGCUGCAAACACAGCUGUGGUGGACUGUAUUUUCCAGACUGUUGCCGGUUAUCGAGGAUCCAAAGUACUCUUUGCACGACUUUUGAAGACCGUCGUUCGUGCCCCUAUUCGAUGGUUCGACACGACGCCAACUGGUAGAAUCUUGAAUCGGUUCUCGCGUGAUACGCAGACCAUCGAUACCGAGCUUCCUGGAUCUCUUCGAGCAUCUGUUGCCUUCCUAACUGCCUUCAUUGCUGCCGUGCUCACUGUCGGUAUCAUUCUCCCUGCGUUCUUGUUGCCCGCACUUGUCAUUGGCGUGACAUAUUAUACGUUAACCGUUGGAUAUCUGAGCACCAGCAGAGAUCUUAGAAGAAUGGAGUCCACCACUCGGUCUCCAAUUUUCUCUGGUUUCGCGGACAUGCUGGAUGGAAUCACAACAGUACGAGCCUUCUCAGCCGAGAAACGCUUCUUCCAGGCGUUGCAUGCCAAAAUCGACAAAACCCAGACAUUCUUCUGGAAUAUGUGGAUGUUGAAUAGAUGGCUUCUCGUUCGAUUUGACAGCUUAGGUGCCUUGGCUGUAUUUUUGACGACCCUUAUCGCACUCUCCGGAUGGAUUGAUGUUGGAAUGGCGGGAUUGACUAUCACCCUUUCAAUGACCUUUACCAUGUCGGUAUACUGGACUUGUCGCUUUUUCAGCCAACUGGAAAUGGACCUAAAUUCAGUCGAGCGAGUGGUUGAAUAUUGUGAUCUUCCAUCCGAGGCUCCACUUAUCAUCGAAGGUCACCGGCCCCCCGCGUUCUGGCCAUCUAACUCUGAUUCGGAUCACUUCGUGUCGGUGGAAAAUCUAGCAGUCGCCUAUGCCGUAGAGCUAGAGCCGGUACUCCACGAUAUCUCAUUCUCACUCGCAGCUAGAGAAAAGAUUGGGUUACUUGGACGAACGGGAAGCGGGAAGAGCACCUUGGCAAUGAGUUUCCUUCGCUUCAUUGAUCCUCGGAAAGGGCGCAUAAUCGUGGACGGCAUUGACAUCACAACCAUUGGAUUGCAAGAUCUCAGAUCCAGGAUAACUUUCAUUCCACAAGACGCCGUCCUCUUUUCUGGAACCAUAAGAGAUAACUUGGAUCCUUUCGCUGACCACAGUGAUGACGACUGUUGGGAUGCAUUGCGUCGUGUUCACCUGAUCUCCGAGAGCCGUUAUAACACUCGCCGAAGCUCGCAAGCUUCCUCCCGUGAACCAUCCAGGCCGUCAUCCCCGACAGCCGAUGAUACUUCAGUGGCUUCCGCUACAGUAGUAGCAGACGAAAGGGUGGUAAUCACCCUUGAGACACAAGUCAGCGCCGGCGGGGCGAACUUCUCACAGGGGCAGAGGCAGCUGAUCGCUUUGGCAAGAGCCCUGUUGAGGCAGAGCUCGAUGAUCAUCAUGGACGAGGCAACUGCCAGUGUUGAUUUCGAGACGGACUCGAAGAUUCAGGCUACGAUCCGCAAUGAAUUCAGCAACUCUCUGCUGCUGACUAUUGCCCAUCGUAUCAGGACCAUCAUCGACUACGACCGGUUGUUAGUCCUAGAUGCGGGCAGGGUUGCCGAGUUCGACACGCCCAUCAACUUGCUGAACAAGGAGUCCGGCAUCUUCAAGGAUAUGUGCCUCAAGAGCGGCACAUAUCAAGAGUUGUAUGAUGCCGCGGCGAAGAAGGGUGCGGAGCAAAAGUAGCUGACUCGUAGACCACUGCUGCAGUAUAUCAUACAUUGCAUCUUCUUGGUAGUGGUACACGGUGGGGAUAGCGAUACAUAGAUGUUGUCUAGAUUGGAAGUAGGUUUAACCCGUCCGACUUGAAAGCACACCAGGUCCCAGAUAAAGUGCUCCUCGACCUUAACACCUCUGCUAUAUAAACCUUCUGCUGGCCAGCCCUGGCGAGCUCCGUAUCUGCAGGGAAAACCAUCUUCGCCUCCGACAGCCAGAGCGUCGCGUCACUCAAGAAAGUGAACGUAGGUCCCAGCGCCGGUCUAGUACUAGUAGUGCUAAAAGCCGAAAGCUCGUUAUGCGGUUCAGGCUCGGGAUGGCGCAUUCCUAUCGCCAGCGCUGGCUGGGGGUUGGCCUCAGACUCGGAAUUGGGGGACUGCUUGGGUCGACCGGCGAGGACGGAGUUGUUUAUUAUGAGCACGGUGAGCGAGUAUGAGCGG